This is a messenger RNA of Clunio marinus, 204 nucleotides long. The record is from the annotation of a GenBank genome assembly. NCBI's taxonomy places the organism in Eukaryota, Metazoa, Arthropoda, Insecta, Diptera, Chironomidae.
AUGUUUUGGCAAAAGAACAAAACAAAAACUUCCAAUUGUUUACAAUCUCAGACCUAUGAGAAACAAUUGUUGUUCUCAACUCUGUGUAUCUUAAGCAGAAGUCAGAACGAAGUAUUAGUUACGAAUUUGUUUUUACUUCAAACUGAAAUUGCAUUUAACAGAAAAAAUAUCAAAAUAUGUUUUGGUUUCACUAUGGAUACUUAA